Durio zibethinus is the source of this 2632-nucleotide messenger RNA. The record is from RefSeq and is a predicted model, not a curated record. NCBI's taxonomy places the organism in Eukaryota, Viridiplantae, Streptophyta, Magnoliopsida, Malvales, Malvaceae.
UGUUUGACUGAGAUUUAUAGGAUUGCUGUGAACCUAACUACUUUUUUAAAUGAUAUUAAUUCGGGUUUUAAAAAUCCCUUUCACCUGCAUUAUAAAAUAGAAUUUUUAUAAAAUAUAAAAGCGUCAAAGCGGUCGGAGAAUUGAUAAUUUUAGUAGCAGUGUACUGUAGUACUGGUUUUGUGAGCGUCCUACCCUGGACUCCCCUGGCGCACUUUAGCAAAAUUCCCGGUUUUAAAGAACGUGUAGUCCAAGAAGACGACGAGUCGUCGACAAAGGCAAUAAAAAAAAAAAAAAAAAAAAACGACGAAGAAAAGCGAUCGCGAUUUAUAACAUAUUUAAAUCCCGUUCGUCACACUCGCACUGGAUUUUAAGCAAAAUCCAAAAUCUAACCUCUCUCUCGAUGGAAGCAGCUUCGAGGACUUUUUGGAUCUUCGAUUCCCUGUUACUCACCUGUUUCAUGCUUGUUAUUUUCAGUAUUAUUAUUGUUGAUGCUGAAGUAUCAGAUAAUAAAACAAUUGGAAGGGGACUCAAGGCAUCUCAACCACUGUAUAACAGAAAGUGAUGCUUCUGGCACUAUUAGAACAAGUAGGGUGAAAAUGAAGGACCUGUCUGCUUCAUGGGUUCUGGAAAACCCUAUUAAUGGAGAUCUCGACAAACUAAAGGGCUCACAGGUACUUAAACUGAAAGAUUCAUACCAACCUAGCACAAGAUUUGAAGAAAAUUUUGAACAUUUUAUAGAUGAUCAUCGGUUGCAAGAAGGUGAAAUUCAAAAUCAUUGGCGGGCAUCAUGGAGCCCCGUGAAGUUCAAGCGCCAGGUAUUGCGGGAAAAAAGGAGGGAUCUCCGUACUGCAGAACUUGUUCGCCAAGAUAAAGGGGCUGACAAACAGAUGGAAGCAACAGCAGCAAUUGAGAACUUGAAAAAAAUGGACACUGUUGUAAAGGGAAAAUACAGUAUAUGGAGAAGAGAUUUUGAAAAUCCUAAUUCUGAUUCUACCUUGAAACUUAUGCGCGACCAGAUUAUUAUGGCGAAAGCUUAUGCAAACAUUGCCAAGUCUAAGAACCAAAGUAUUCUUUACAAUUCUCUUUUGAAACAUAUCAGAGAAAAUCUACGUGUUAUUGGAGAGGCUAAUUCUGAUGCUGAGCUUCAUCCUAGUUCACUUGAUCAUGCAAAAGCAAUGGGCCAUGCGCUGUCUAUAGUAAAGGAUGAACUCUAUGAUUGCCGCACGGUUGCAAGAAAGCUUCGAGCCAUGCUUCUUUCAACAGAAGAUAAUGUAGGUUCUAUGAAGAAAAGAAGCGCCUUCUUGAUUCAGCUAGCUGCAAAAACUGUCCCAAAACCACUGCAUUGCCUACCUCUGCAGCUAGCAGCAGACUACUUCAUUCAUGGAUAUCAGAACAUGAAGGAUCUUAAUAAAGAAAAGCUUGAAGAUCCUUCUCUGUACCACUAUGCUAUCUUUUCUGAUAAUGUACUGGCAACAUCUGUGGUCGUCAAUUCUACAGUGCUGCAUGCAAAUGAGCCUGAGAAACAUGUUUUCCAUAUAGUGACUGAUAAGCUGAAUUUUGCUGCAAUGAAAAUGUGGUUUAUCUUGAAUGCUCCUGAAAAAGCAACAGUCCAGGUUGAGAACAUUGAUGACUUCAAGUGGUUGAAUUCUUCUUACUGUUCUGUUUUACGUCAACUUGAAUCUGCCAGGAUUAAAGAAUAUUAUUUCAAGGCAAAUCACCCAUCCUCUCUCUCUGUUGGGUCUGACCAUCUCAAAUACAGGAAUCCAAAAUACUUAUCGAUGCUGAAUCAUCUUAGAUUCUAUCUUCCUGAAGUGUACCCAAAACUCAACAAGAUCCUAUUUUUGGAUGAUGAUAUUGUAGUUCAGAAGGAUUUGACACCUCUUUGGGACGUUGAUCUGCAAGGAAUGGUGAAUGGUGCAGUGGAGACCUGUAAGGAGAGCUUUCAUAGAUUUGAUAAGUAUCUCAACUUCACCAAUCCAAAAAUCGUAGAGAAUUUUGACCCAAAUGCUUGUGGUUGGGCAUUUGGGAUGAAUAUUUUUGAUUUGAAGGAGUGGAGAAAGCGAAACAUCACAGCAAUAUAUCAUCGUUGGCAAGAUAUGAAUGAGGACAGAACUCUUUGGAAGCUUGGCACAUUGCCGCCAGGAUUGAUCACUUUCUAUAACUUAACUUAUCCACUGGAUCGAAAAUGGCAUGUUUUAGGACUUGGGUAUGACCCAGCACUCAACCAAACUGGGAUAGAAAAUGCAGCUGUCAUCCAUUACAAUGGAAACUAUAAGCCCUGGUUGGAUCUGGCUGUCGCCAAGUACAAGUCUUACUGGUCUAAAUAUGUGAAGUUUGAUAACUAUUACCUUCAACUCUGCAACAUAAGCGAAUAACAAUUUUUUCACUUUUUCACACUCGUAAUUCUUUUAUUACGGUAAAGAAAAGAAAAGGGAAAUUUCUUUUAUGUAUUUCUGUUGCUUUGAUAGGAAUAUCAUCAUUUUCCUUUGUAAUAUUUAUUUAAUUAGCUAGAUAUGCCUUUUUUUUUUCUUUUUUCACUGAUGCCUCAAGUUCCUUCCACUUACAAAGAAUUUAGGAGUAAAGCGUAAACUAAUAGAAAGUUUGACUAUCAGGUUUUUAUUAAUAUAAUUCA